Phytophthora nicotianae INRA-310 is the source of this 1047-nucleotide messenger RNA. RefSeq lists its product as hypothetical. Lineage: Eukaryota; Oomycota; Peronosporomycetes; Peronosporales; Peronosporaceae. The coding region runs from base 538 to 951 and encodes 137 amino acids. The transcript has a single exon. The record is from RefSeq and is a predicted model, not a curated record.
UGCAUGCGCAGGUUCUGGACAAGCACUGCCGUUGUUUACUCUGCGAGAGUGGCUCUCGUAGAGCGAUAGAAUAGCGCGGACAACACCAGCAAAUCCAAAAACCUCCGGAUAAGGGUCGCUUUUAAAAGCACACUGGGGGUUGCACUCCCAGAUCCCCGCAGACAUGUGUUGCGGGUCCGUUCGCUUGUGACUCACAAUCCCAACGACGAGCUCACAAGUUGUGAGCUCGUCGUUGGGCCCGUCUACACAAUUAUCGAGCGGCUCUGCUUCGCGGGCACCUCGCUCGGGCUUGCUUCGGCUACGCUCCGCGCACCCGCCCACUACCGCCUCUAUUAAAGUCAUUUUUUUUCACGAUCUGUGUUCACAGAUUUGACAGUAUGCUUGAUUACCUUUCCUUCUUACUUUGCUUGGAUACAAACGCGUGCUAAGCACUUAUUGUUAGCUGGGUAAAACCAGCUUUUGACACGAUUCAGUUCUCAAUUCGCCUCGCCGGACGCAUUUACCGAUUCUGGAGCCAACCGUACAAGAAAAAAGAGCAUGAAACUCGCCUUCAUCCUGCUCGCGGCUCUGCUGUUUGCCACUGGAAGCGCACUACCAACACACGUGAAAAUAGCACAUGCCUCACCAAGUCUGGUUCAGUCAUCUCAGGAUGCGCGGAAAGCCGAUGUCACGGGAGGGAGAUUUUUGCGCUCGAGCGAACGUGUAAACGAAGCCAACGAAGAGAGGGGCAAACUUGCCGGGUUGUUUCUGCUUGACGACAUCACUGCAGCGCAAAAGGAAUCGAUCAAGAAACUAGCUCCGACGUUUGCGAAAUUGGAUGAGAAGGACGAUGGAGCAAUUGAUUUAUUCGAUAUGUUAAUUCGUCAAGGGCAUUCGGUAAAGAGCGCUGAAAAGGCGGGGGACCUAUACACUAUAUAUCUUCGCAAUCCAUCAGCUUUCCAUGCUUCCUAGAACCAGGUGAGAUCUAGUUUGUAGUACAUCGGUACUAUCACUAUUGAGAGAAUAAAUGGCGAAAUGCGGUCAAAUAUAUCGUUGUGUUGGGGGAAA